Ectocarpus sp. CCAP 1310/34 is the source of this 4625-nucleotide messenger RNA. The record is from the annotation of a GenBank genome assembly. Lineage: Eukaryota; Phaeophyceae; Ectocarpales; Ectocarpaceae.
AUGAGCCGAACCAUUGACUUCCUCUCGGACUCACCAGGGAUCACUUAUCGGGCCAACCCGACGUCUAUGCCCCGAUUUUCCUAUUCCCAUUGAUCCCUCCUCUCUUGAGCGACAGGGUGGGUGGGUGGGAAAAUUCGAUCAAGUCCCAAACGAAAACUCUAUUCUCUCGCUGCUGCUUUGCUGCACUGCCUUCGCGGGCGACGCAACGCUUUUCCCUUCGAGGUCCUCGGCUUCCCAAGGAUCCCAACAGCUUCUGCCACUCUCUCUCUCUCUCUUCAUUGUACCCUGGAUAUAGCUAUACCCCCGUGUACCCUUUUUUGCCUCUCGCCGCUCUUUCACGAAACUUCCGGAACGCUUCCACAAACCACGGAUUCACGGUUAUACCGAAUCCUUCGUUUUAUGGUUUGCUCAAGAAAUUUGGAUUAUUAGAAAAAGCGACAAGAAAUCAGAAACGCCGAAACCAAGAAAUAUUGAAACCAAAAUUCAACCAAUGAGCCGAACAAUUUACUUCCUCUCGGACUCACUAGGCAUCACUUCUCGGGCCAACCCGACGUCUAUGCUCCGGUCAUAUCCCAUUGCGCGCCCCGAUACUCGGCGCCCUUGUCCACGCUAUUUCUCCCCUUCAGCUAGACGCUAGUGCGCGCGAUACACAAUUAGCGCCUUCGCCUCUUGCCCUAACGCACGUCAUGAAGGCUCCUGACUUCCAACUCCCCGCCCUCUGGAUCUGAACAACCGAUGCGCCCUGCUUUGCUAGUUGCUUCGCACCACCUAUCCUCCCUGAGUGCAGCGCGAAGUGCGUUGGGUCUUCUCCUACUCGUCUCGCCAUGCUCUCAGCACUGUCGUUGCUUCCGACCUCGACACUACUGCCCACCGUCGCUGCUUGACCGACUGCAUGAGCGGCGCGCUACUUCCUAACUCUGUGUGCACGUCAAGCAGAUUCAGCAAAAUCUCUAGCGCCCCCAUCUUCUCAGCCAUCUGUUCCCCUUCCUAGUCCCGCACUACUCUCUCUCUCGUCACUACCGCGCCUCGCCUCUUUUGGUCCGCUUUCGAUGCGCGAAAAGUCACUUCAACUCUGUCUGCCCGCCUUCUUUCGUUCCAUGCCAACCGACACGCUCCUUCGAAGAAUACGAGGUUCCCUCUCGUGAGACAAAAAUCGGCGUGUACUACGCCGUUGUGGUAGGCCCACAGCUCAGACGCUCGGCACAGCAAGAAAUACGAGAGAGCGAUCCCCAUCCACGUCACUACUCUGAAAGCAUUCGUCUGCGCUCUCUCUCUCCCCGCAAUAAUCAUCGGCACGGUAAGCGGUUGCCUUACCGUGCCGUUUCGUCUCUGUACUCGCAUGCAGUCUGUCCAUUGCGUUCCCAAUAGCUACCACUCUGAAGUGCGACGUGGGCAGCUCCCAGCCUGCGUACAGUUUAUGGAAGUACUUGAUAGCCGUGAGGUACCCCUUCAGCGUUUGGCUCUGGUUCUUGUACACUAAACAACUCGACGCCAUAAACACAGUCAGCUCUCUCACUGCGCUAUCCACACCGUCCUCGUCGUACAACCAUGGACUCAAAUCGCUUUAGCUCUUUCAGCUGUCCACGUGUCCCACUUGCUGUGGUAUCCCUUCAGCGUGCUCGCGUUGAGGGAGCCGUGAUCCAUAAUCCUGAGGAGCCUUUCGCCUUCAUCGCUCGUUCCCUUCAUCCCGUGUUCGGUUCCUGCGCUUGAACACGUUAGAGUCACCGCACCUUUUUUAGUUCUUUCGCUCAUCAUUCUCUUAUCACUUCGUCUCUUUACACGCUUGCCAUGCGGCUCCACACGAGGCAAUCCAUUCUCUGGUUCGAGAGUUUCUCCUGCCGUAUCAUUUCAAUUAGUUCUCUUCCGUUGUCUCCGAUGUCUUGCAUUCGNUCCGGGGUGCGUCGGCUUUUCUCCCACGACCAUUUGGACCACCCAGCAUGUCAUUAUCAUUCCGAGCAAUUCUAGCGUGUUGAUCGUGAUUGCGCUGGUUUCUUUGGCUUCUGCUUUCCUUUUCAGCUCCGCGGUAAACGCGGGUUUAGAUCGAUACCGCCAGACCGCUUUUAGUUCGGGACAAUGUCCGCCUACUGCGUCGAAGUUAGCAUCCGAUAGGUAGUGACGGAGAGGCGUGCGUUGGACGUGAUUAAAUAACAACGCGCUAAGUGACUCUCCUUUCUCCGCGAGUUUAACUUCCAGCGCCCAUCUCCAGAAGUCUAGGUCUCCGUGGAACUCCCAACCAAGACGUACCUGCCGCUUCUCUCUCGACUUUAUGUUAGUCUUGUCGUGUAGGCCGGUGAGGCGUAAGAGGUGCCAAACGAAUAUUUCCCCGCCCUCACCACGUACCUCAGGUUCCAGAAUUUUCCCGCCAUACUCAGGACUUCUUGCACACUGGCGAAUUCUCUGGUCUGUGGCCAAUCGUUCUUUAGCGCGAUCCUUAUCGCGUCGAUCCUGUCACGUGUUGUCGCGAUCGUCAUUUUAUGUGUGUCUAUCGUGUGUCCGAGAAAGUCCACUUUCGUGUUCCAGUCUGUGUUUUUCUUCGGGGCGAGAAUGCGCGUUUGGCCGCCCUGCUGUCCCGAAGAAUCUCACACAGUCAGACGCUAAUGACGCGGAGGCUACCAGCGCUGAAGCGCCGUCUGGCGCAUGUUGUACUUUCAGUAAAGCGAAAUCGUCUACGUACACCCCACACGAGAAAUCAUCGUGUGGUCCGCCUCCGUCAUGCGGUUUCACGUUGGCAUCUCGGGGCACUCGGGCGGGUUGUCCGUCUUCCCACGGCUCGACUAUUUUCACAUGUGACAUCAUUUCGAUCCCUUCGUCUACUAGUUGUACGUUGGGGUCUACGUCUUCCUUGUUACGGAGGUUUUCUCCAGUUUUCGCACUGGGUCCUUCUCUGUCUUGUCGCCAAUAAACGUAUUGGGUAUAGCACUCUCGCGAUCUUCUCCCUGGUGCGAGGGGUCUGCUUCUCCCUUGUUACGGGGGUCUUCUCCAGCGUUCACGCCGGGUCUAUUCUCUUCUCCCGAGUUACGGGGGUCUUCUCCUCUCAUUUGUUCAAGUCUAGCACACGGUUGUUCAUCUCCUUGGUUAGAGGGAUUCAUUGGCACUCUGCAGUCAUUUCAUGUUCAUCGCUAUUGGUGCGUGAUUUACUCUGGCUGGUACUUCUACGAGUACACGGUUGUUCUACUCCUUGGUGACAUUGGUCUAUCAGCUCUGGUUCUGCACUAAUUUCAUGUUCCUCACUACUGUAUCGGUACUUGGUUUACUCGGGCGGGUACUUCUUCUCUCACCGUAGAUCACGUUCGGUGCCACCAACCCGGGAAGAGGCGAUUCAGUUAGCGCCACGGCCCUGCUCCUGUCUACGAAAGCUGCUACCGUGGCGUCACUCCCCCCCCUCGGCCGCGUUGGCCCCACCUCUGGAUGGGGCCCGUAUUGUCAGGAGUUGGUUCCUGCUGCUCCGUGUGGCCUGUACUUGUUACUGUAACGGGCGACUACGGGGCGUGAUGCGGCGAGGGCGGGGGCGGGGGCAAGAGCAAGGGCGGUCGCGGGGGCGGGAGGCCGGGCUAGCGCUGUAGGCGGCGGACCGGGCGGCGGACCGGGGGGGGCAACGCUGGGGUGAACCUGUACGUGGUUGAGGGUGCAGUGCGGGCGGGUGUACUUUUGCCCUUUCCAGUGGCAGUGACACGCGCGAUGGGGGGUUCCCCACGUGAGGAGGUCCUGCUGGAACGAGGUCAACGUCGCCACCGCGUGUUGGUGGGCAACGGGUGCGGCGGCUAUCCGCGGGCGGGAUGCUGUAUGUCCGCUCGUGACGCUGCUCGCUGACGCUUUCCUCUUCUGUGGCUGCGGGAGCCCGGCCAGGCCGUUGUUAAGCUUUCCGACGAUUAUGUUGGCGCUGCCUUCCGCGGUGAGACCGCGCAGCCGCGAAAACGCGGGGGGGGGGGACGGGUUGCACGUCGUCAGCCGCCGGCGGGGAGAUGUCGUGGUCAGCGUGGGUCGCGACACCAAGGUCUGAGAUGUUUCCGAGAUAGUCGUUGAUGUCGGUGUUGGUGUCGGUGAUCAGGCGCGUCUUCACCGCUGCUUCUUGACCCGUGAUCUCGGCCGAAUGAAGGCUGAGGUAGUCCGGGGCGUUGGACACAAUGCGGCUGACUUCGGCUUUCAACUGUUGCCUGCGACCGGUCGAUGGUUCGCCUGCGGUGUGUAUGCCAUGGUCCAACACGGCGAAGAAUGCUUUCACGAACGUCUCGAGGUGGACGAUGAAGUCGCGUGGCUGCGGGGUCCACCACGUAGAGAGGGCGAAUCGAUCAUUUCGGCGUCGGGAUGGGCCACUUUGCGCAGCAGCUGGGCAAUUGCGUUCUUUGACAGCGUGGUGCUAACGAACCACCCGCCGCGCAGCAGAAGCAGCGUCGCCGCGGACUCGUCUCCCCGUGCCUUCGUAUCGCGGCGAAACCUUUCUUUCUGUACAUGGGUGUUGAGGGCCUGGUUCGACACGUUUAUCUUUUGGCACAGAGCUUGCGCUUGCUGUAGCUGUAGCACGAGCUGGCCACCUAGAGGGAGAUUGAUGGACUGGAGCUGGCCUUGCUGGUGGAGGCCGCCAGGGGGGAGGUGGCCAGGCUGCUGUUGCUGAUGCUGGUGCUGGU